Brienomyrus brachyistius is the source of this 2384-nucleotide messenger RNA. Its product is annotated as glutathione S-transferase omega-1-like. The transcript is spliced from 7 exons. Lineage: Eukaryota; Metazoa; Chordata; Actinopteri; Osteoglossiformes; Mormyridae. Gene Ontology annotation, cellular component: cytoplasm. Gene Ontology annotation, molecular function: glutathione dehydrogenase (ascorbate) activity; glutathione transferase activity. Gene Ontology annotation, biological process: glutathione metabolic process. The coding region runs from base 116 to 835 and encodes 239 amino acids. The record is from RefSeq and is a predicted model, not a curated record.
UUAUUUAAGUGAUUGGCUAGAAAUGCUCCGGGCCUUCAACGUUCGUGACUCUCCGCCAUUUUCCGUGAGCAGUGCGGAUCACUGACGGCGGAAAAGCGUGAACUCGAGUUACUCAAUGGCUUCGCAGAAAUGUCUCGUCCAAGGAUCCCCAGCUCCGGGUCCAGUGACCAAUUCCCAAAUCCGCAUAUACAGUAUGAGGUUCUGCCCCUUUGCUGAAAGGACGCGUUUGGUGCUCAAUGCCAAGGGUAUCAACUAUGAAGUCAUUAACAUCCAUCUGAAGAACAAGCCUAGUUGGUUCUUUGACAAAAAUCCAGCAGGUACCGUUCCAGUUUUGGAAACUGUGCAAGGUCAGCUGAUCUGUGAAUCACCGAUCACGUGUGAGUACCUGGAUGAAAUGUUUCAGGACAAGAAGCUCUUUCCAGCUGACCCAUUUAAGAAGGCCCAGCAGAAGAUGCUGCUUGAGGAGUUCUCCAAGGUUGUUCCAUUUUUUUAUAAAAUCCCUAUUGGGAAGAGCAAGGGUGAGGACACGUCUGCCGAGGAAGAAGAACUGAAAGGAAAAUUCGUCAAACUCAAUGAGGUUCUAGUUGGCAGGAAGACAAAGUUUUUUGGAGGAGAUUCUGUGACUAUGAUCGAUUACUUGAUGUGGCCUUGGUUUGAGAGGGUCGAUGGCUAUGGAGUGACACACCUCUUGGAUACAACCCCUCUACUGAAGGAGUGGAUGAAGCGAAUGGUUGAGGAUUCCACUGUCAAGGCAACCAUGUUUGAUGGCAAGACCCACAAAGCUUUCCUCAAGAGCUUCUUUGAUGGCAACCCCAACUUUGACUUUGGCCUGUAGAGAUUUUUCUUGCCUGUUCUUGUCUUUGAGUUAUGGCUUUCUGUUUUUUUAAUCAAUCAGGUAUAUUCUCUAUCAAGUAACAUUCCAUAUCUGUUAUGGUGAUUGUGAUUGUAAUAGACCAAGUUGUUGUUGGGAUGGUUUGCAUGACGAUAAAGUGAUUUUUUUCUAAAUGUUUUAUUUGAUACUGAAAUUUCUACUGUUGGGCCUCCUGUUUCCUUUUCAUAGUGUGUGGGUUACUUUAUGCCUCGCUUCUUCAUUGCACUAGCAAAAUAAUACAUAUUUGGUUGGUUUGCAAGUCCCAUUCUCGCCAGUGUGGGGAAGCAAUAAAAAAGGCCAAUAGGAUGUUGGGGUAUAUCUCCAGGUGUGUGGAGUUUAAGUCAAGGGAGGUAAUGCUAAGAUUAUACAAUUCCUUGGUGAGACCUCACCUAGAAUAUUGUGUGCAGGUUUGGUCACCAUAUCUUAAAAAGGACAUUGUUGCCUUAGAAAAGGUGCAGCGUAGGGCCACAAAAAUUAUUCCUGGUCUUAGAGGAAUGUCAUACGAGGAACGGUUACUUGAGCUAAAUCUGUUCAGUCUCAAGCAAAGGAGACUGAGGGGGGAAGAUUCUAACAGGUUUGGAUGCUGAUCAACCAAAUAGUUACUUCAGCAUUAGUUUAAAUACAUGAACUCGUGGCCAUAAAUGGAAAUUAGCGGGAGAACAUUUCAAGCUGGAUUUAAGGAAGCACUUCUUUACACAGCGCGUAGUCAGAGUAUGGAAUAGCCUUCCUGAUAAUGUAGUGCAAGCUGAAUCCUUGGGUUCCUUUAAAUCAGAGCUAGAUAAGAUUUUAACAACUCUGAGCUAUUAGUUUAGUUCUCCCCAAGCGAGCUUGAUGGGCCGAAUGGCCUCCUCUCGUUUGUAUAGUUCUUAUGUUGUUAAGUGAAAUUCAACCAACCCCUUAGUAAUCAUAGAUGCACUGCUGACAACAUCCACAAGAUGUCGCUACUGAUUUGUAGAAAUGUGACAUCAGUCUAACUUGGGUAAACAAAGGUGGACAGUCUCCUUCUGCCAAAUGGGUGUUUCCCAGUUGGCUCAGCCUCAGACAUCAGACACUUUUUAAUCAUUACCAAUUACCAUCAAUAAUUACAAUGUCUGAACAAUGGAAAUUUUCAGAUAAUGGCUUCCUGUCAGAUAUCUAUGGCUUCUCCCUGUGAAAAGUCAAUAAUCCAAUAUUAUUGUUCUGUAUGUGUGUGCAUCAAAGAAACCCUUUGCAGGAUGAUCUACUCUUGGUUACAUGAUUAGUAUGGAUGCAUCAGUGAUUUUUAAUAAAUAAUGUGAUAUGAUUGUGCAAUGGGGAUUAUUGGAAGUAACCUAGCAUAUUAAAAUGUUCUAGUGUGCUUUAAAAUGUCCUUUGAAUCCUACGCUUGUGGAAAGUCCAUAAUACUUCACAAUAUUUAAUGGUUUAAAAUUACCGCCCCCAACCCUGUACUGAAUAGAGUCGAAAAAGGGAUGGAUUUAGAAGCCUUUGUAUUAAAAUUCAAAAUAUAGUUUCUAUAAUAAAAUGAAUGAAUCUC